CAGACACGCGGUCAUGCUGCGGCAUUUAUACAUACUCUAUCCACGAAAAUUUUGUAGAAAAAAAGGGUCGGUUAUUGGUAGAUGUCAUUAAUUUAAACAAAGAUAGUGUACUGAAGUGUAGAAUUUUGUUCGUCAUUGAUAUUUUGCAUUUAGUGUAGUUAUUUCAAUCAUGUCAGUUGUAUCAUCUCGCAUCAGUAGUGUAUCAUCUAUACUUAAAGGCUCUGGAGUAAGAGCAUCAACCCUAUUAGCAUCUCAAAAGAAGAUAUGUUUCAAAUUGCCAGAUGACAUCACAUCAGUUAUCACAAAUUAUGAAAAUGGAAGUGAUCAUCAAACUUAUGGGGACAUGAUUUGUAUUCUUCGUGAUUCCAAUGUUAAGGAUUUAGAACUAGUAAAUCUUUUAAAAAGUCUUAAAGAGUGUGUACUUUUAAUGGGGCCUAAACACAAACUUUUGGUAGAAGUACUUCUAAAUCUAAACUGGACAUCCAGAUCUGCAGAAAUUAUAGAAAAUUUUGAAAGAUUUUUCAAAGAUUUGGUUUGUGUUCACAUUCUGCAUUUGCCUCUUGUCAUUGAAAAACUCGUCAAACAAUUCAAAAUUGUUGAUGAUGAAACUCCACUAUGGACAGAUGGAAAAUGUCCAGAAAGUUAUAAAAAUAGAAUGGAACAUGUUCAUAAUUUGAUUAAAUACAUCUUGAAAAUUAUACCAAUGUCAAAUAACCAACUUAUUGAAAGUCUCCGAAAUUUUUAUCCAUAUGUAUCUGAGGGUUUAGUUGUAACACAACAAUAUGUAUUUGCAUUAUUUCAAAUCAUAGAUUAUGCACCAUUUAUGAGGAAAGACAUAUUAUUCUUAAUCAUUAACAGAUUUGUACUUCUUGAUACCAGUGUAAAAUUAUCUGAGAUUCAAAAGUAUGAUGAUGAAAAUAAUGAAAAUGAUUAUAAUGAAAACUCUGAUGAAGAAAAUGAGGAAGUAUUCCAAAUGGAUGAAUCAAUGGGAGAAUCAAAUACCAAAUGUUCUAAUUAUUCAGAAAUGAAUUAUCCAGGUGCAAAAAUGUUGGAUAUGUGUAUGGAACAAUUACUUGCCUAUGUCUACGACUGUUGUCACAUUGAUGGACAAGUACAUGUAGAUUCAUUAAGAAGCAUUUACAAUGAUUUGAUACAUGCAUUUGAAAAAAUAAUAUUGCCAACAGAUAAAAGUUCUCAUAUACAGUUUGUGAUGUUCUACUUUUGUAGUUUUAAACCAGCAGUUGCAGAAACAUUUACUAAAUGGCUUUGGGAAAUAGUUUCAAAUCCUAGCAAAGCUCCGAUCAUCAGACAAAUUGCAGUAUCUUACAUUUCUAGUCUCUUAGCUAGAGCUAAAUUCAUACCAGUUGUGGUUAUCCAAAAUACUCUUGUUGAAAUGUCUGCGUGGAUUCAUAGCUAUAUCAGCUCUCAAGAGAUGAGUCUGGAAUGUGUUAAUAGUGAUGUAAGAGUUCACACUGUAUUUUAUUCAGUUUGUCAAGCUAUGUUCUAUCUUUUAGCUUUCAGACACAAAGACAUAAUUGACACAAAGAAAAGUCUAUUGAUUUUACAAGGUCUUAAUUUAAAUAAAAUCGUCAAUUGUAAAUUAAACCCAUUAAAAUUUUGUCAGACAGCUGUAAUCCAAAAUUUUGCCGCUGUCACACGUAAUUAUCAGUUAGCUUACUGUUACCCAAUCAUUGAAAGAAAUUCUCGAAGCAAUUUACCAAUAAUUCAUACAACGACACAUUUCGUAAAUUGGCUUGAUAUGUUCUUCCCGUUCGAUCCGUAUUUACUCACAAUCAGUGGUCAGAGAAUAGAACCGUUUUACAACUUCAGUUCUAAUGCACUACAUAAUAUUGCAGAAUCUACAAGUGAUAAAGAAAAAAUAGAAGAAGAAGACGAUUUCAUGGAAGAUAGCUUUAUAACGAACGAUGUCGAAGCCAACCGCACGCUCGAGCAAAGUUCGUAUGGCACGUCACCAGGCUUUAUGUAUUAGUUGGUAUAAAAAUUAGG
Messenger RNA from Trichogramma pretiosum, 2007 nucleotides. RefSeq names its product RNA polymerase I-specific transcription initiation factor RRN3 (gene Tif-IA). The record is from RefSeq and is a predicted model, not a curated record. Bases 170 to 1990 code for a protein of 606 amino acids. Gene Ontology annotation, cellular component: nucleus. Gene Ontology annotation, biological process: transcription initiation at RNA polymerase I promoter. Gene Ontology annotation, molecular function: RNA polymerase I core binding; RNA polymerase I general transcription initiation factor activity. NCBI's taxonomy places the organism in Eukaryota, Metazoa, Arthropoda, Insecta, Hymenoptera, Trichogrammatidae. The transcript is spliced from 8 exons.